CUCGCCGAACACUCAACUCCAGCAGUAGCAGUUAAGUGAAGCAAUGACAGGUGGCGCUGAGUGAUGUUGUUAUGCACCGCCCACUGACAUUCACGAGGCACGCUUGGCCACGCCAGCCGCCAGGUCAUGCUAAGUCAAAUCAAACAACGCCAUUCAACGUCGAGCCAAGGUAGAGACAAGAGCGUUUGCCUCAUCUUGUGUUACUUGUCAGAUUUCACGAAGCUUACUGAAAUAAACACUCUUGCCGCGAAUAGUUGGUUUUUUUCAAAUAUUUUUCAUAAAUUACUACAAGUCUCAGUAAUAAUGAAAGUGAAAGAAUGAACUGACUGUCUUUACAGACUUUUUAUUCAGUGUGAGCGGUUGCUGAGAGAUAAACUGAAUUGAUAGGUUAUGUUUAUGUGAACUGUUUGUUUAUAUAUUAGUAAAAUGUCAACUCCGUUUUUGGCAGAAGAUAGUCAUCUUUCGCUGAUAGCUCCAAGCUUAUCGCGAAGAAUUAAUAAUUUGAGCAAAACAGCUAACAAGUUUGAUCAUGUUAUGACAUUUUUUGUCACUGUAAUGUCAGAAUUUGGAUACAAAGCAGCUUGCUUAUACAACGAAAGAGCUGAAUCCUGGUCUGAUGAUUUUUCAUUGGUGUGGAACUCUUGGAAAUCACCAAGAAAUAAGUUCUAUGAGAUUAAAUUUAUAUUAGGUCAUAGAAAACAAGCUCAGUGCAAACUUAUUGGUAUCCCUAUGGGAGACUGGAUUAUUUUAAAUCUAAUGGCAAGAGGUGCAAGUAAAAAGUGUAAUACAAGGUCAAUGACGGUUCAUGUUGACAAGCAUAUUAACUUGUGCCUUAAAGAGCUUGGAAAAUUCUGGCACAUGAAAGAAUUAGGUCUAAAUUUUAAAAAUAAGCUGUUAGCACCUUUACAUGGCGAAAUGAUGAUGGAAAUUGGUGUGGCUGGUCCAUGUCUUCUAGGACUUCCUCUUGAAAUCAAGUUUCUCAUUGCUGACAUGUUAGACAAGCAAAGUCGGUCAAGUUUAGCACAAAUAUGCCCUCAAAUUAUUAAGGUUGAUAGGAGUAGCACAGUUGGUUCAACUGUUGAACCAACUGUGACACUCCUACCAACUAGACGGCUAUUAUCAAGACCAAAACCAAGACCACGGUUAAUGGAAGCAUUGAGAAGAUCUCGAAAACGACCUGCUAGUAUAUUUAACUAAAUAUCUCAAUUGUUCAAUAUUUGUUUUAAGCAAUUGAUCACAUUUAGUCUUACACGUGAUUAUGUUCUGUGUUUUUUGAUUGUUACAUCAAUUGAUAUUGAUGAAUAAUAGUACAUUACCUAACUAGUCCGGAAAAAUAGAUUCUUUUCUAGUGUGAGGUUUAUGCCCAAGCGAAUCGAAGGUGGAAAGGCAUACAAAACAAGAAUUUCUUUGUCAAAUAUGUUAGGUACAGUAUUUUUUAAAAUGACGUAUGGAAAGGGUGAAUUUGGGUGUAUGCUUUGUGCCGAGUAUGCCGCAAAAUCAUACUUUCGGAACGACAUGUUGAAAAAUAUUUAAAAAUUAAUAUACAACGUAAAUGAAAUGCAAAGACCCGUAAAUGCUAAUUUUGAUAUAUUCAAUAAUGAUGAAGUGUAUAAAGUAAUAGUAUAUAGUAAUCAUAAGUUAUAAAUUUUUAUACAAUCUUUAUUCAAAUUUAUCUUGAUGAUAAAUAUUGUACAAAUAUCAGAUAUUUCUUAUAAAAGUAAAACAAUUGAAAUGACAUUAUUUUUAUAAAGUGAUAUGUUUAUAGAUAAUAAUAGUGUAAAUAUAACGUUCCUAGCUUAUAUUUGUAUGAGUGAAACAUGCGAAAUAAAGAAAUGUCAU
This is a messenger RNA of Phymastichus coffea, 1839 nucleotides long. RefSeq lists its product as uncharacterized. The coding region runs from base 427 to 1197 and encodes 256 amino acids. The record is from RefSeq and is a predicted model, not a curated record. Lineage: Eukaryota; Metazoa; Arthropoda; Insecta; Hymenoptera; Eulophidae. The transcript has 4 exons.